GGCCGGAGCAGUCCAUCUCAAGAAUUAAUACUAUAAAGAAAACCUGAUGGGACUUCUCCAGAUUGUCCCCAGCCGAUUAAUUUCCCAACUGUAUUGUGGAUUGAAGUCUCCAGUUGCCACGGGAACCAAGAUUUGCCUAACAAUGGCUCGUCCAAGUUCAAGUAUGGCCGAUUUUCGGAAACUUUUUGCAAAAGCAAACCACAUAGUCAUCAUUUCAGGGGCUGGUAUUAGUGCUGAAAGUGGGAUUCCAACUUUCAGAGGAGCCGGAGGUUACUGGAGGAAAUGGCAAGCUCAGACCCUGGCCACUCCUGAGGCCUUUGCCCAAAACCCGUCCCUGGUGUGGGAGUUCUACCACUACCGGCGGGAAGUCAUUCAGCGCGUGAAGCCAAAUCCCGGGCACCUCGCCAUCGCUGAGUGUGAGGCCCGGCUGCGUGAGCAGGGCCGCCGGGUCAUGGUCAUCACCCAAAACAUCGAUGAGCUGCACCGCAAGGCUGGUACCAAGAACCUUCUGGAAAUCCAUGGUAGUAUAUUCAAAACUCAAUGCACCUCCUGUGGGGUUGUGGCUGAGAAUUACAAGAGUCCAAUUUGUGAAGCUUUUGCAGGAAAAGGUGCUCCAGAACCCGAAACGCAAGAUGCCAGAAUCCCAAUGGAGAAACUUCCCCGGUGGGAACUUCCUCCUUGGUUUAUCCUGCUGCUAUGUUUGCCCCUCAGGUGUCUGCCAGGGGUGUGCCAGUGGCUGAAUUUAACAUGGAAAUCACCCAAGCCACAAACAAAUUCAGGUUUCAUUUCCAGGGGCUCUGUGGUAGGACCCUUCCUGAAGCCCUGGCUCCUCAUGAAACAGAGACAGUUUCUUAAUUGUCCUGGGAAGGAAGAGAUUAUAGUACAUCUAAGUACCAGGCCACAAACAGAAGACACACAGUCUUGUGGAUGGGAGCUGAAUAUUGGAAGAUCUAAAAAUAGUCUCUGAUUUUCUGGCUGGGAUCCAACCUGUUGAUAAGUGGUAGGGGCCUUGGAGGUAACUGUAGCAAAUAUAGGUACAAGAAGUCAGAGAGCUGUAAAGUAAAUGCAUGUUAUUUGGUUUGAACUUAAACAUAACAUACCUCUGAUCCUCUGAUGUGUUUGAUUGAUUAUUGAGGGGGGAAAUUCUAAUUAGAUUGUCUUAAAAAUGUAAUUAUCCCAAUCGUAUUUUUGCUAUUUGUCAAAGAUAGAAGUAGAAAGGUAAAACAUUGCUAUUUCUGAUUUUUAUACAAAUUUUGAUGUAAAAUAAAAUCACUCUCUACAGGAGGUAAUAUAUGGUA
Myotis davidii is the source of this 1298-nucleotide messenger RNA. It is a transcript of the gene SIRT5, whose product is annotated as sirtuin 5. Gene Ontology annotation, molecular function: protein-malonyllysine demalonylase activity; protein-succinyllysine desuccinylase activity; NAD+ binding. The record is from RefSeq and is a predicted model, not a curated record. NCBI's taxonomy places the organism in Eukaryota, Metazoa, Chordata, Mammalia, Chiroptera, Vespertilionidae. The transcript has 8 exons. Bases 47 to 967 code for a protein of 306 amino acids.